AUGAUGUUAUCUCAAGAUGCACAGCAACAACCAUUUGCGCCGUUAGUGUAUUACGUUGAAGGUUCAUUGCAAUCUGCACAAAGCGAUCGACAUGUUGAUUAUGAUCGGCUACAUCCGUAUCAUCAUGAUGCUGGUGUGCAAUCAUACUAUUACCUUCCCGAUAAUUUGUAUGUUAUGAAUGAUCCACAAUACAAAGCAUUUUAUGAUUUAUAUGACUCUGCACGAAUGUCAAAAAUAUUUUGUGCUACUGAUCCAUUUGGCCGUUUACAUCUAGAUUCGAUCGUAAACACACUAAAACAAUAUUUCAGUAUUUCCGUGACUGAAAAGGAGUUGUUUGAUAUGGCUCAACAACUGCAUUAUGAUCUCUAUAAACCAUUGUCAGCUCGUCGUACAAUUCGCAUACUUGUUGAAUUAGGAAAAAUGAGCAGUUCCACAGAAUAUCGACCCACUCCUUCACCAUCAUUUUCAGAUGCUAAAGGCGGCGGAAAAAUGGGACUGUCACUUCCAUCAGAAAAUACGGUGCGCUCCAAUGUUUUACAAAUGCUUUUGCCAAAACCACAUCUCGAACUAGUACGAGCAAUCCCAGAAGAAGUUUACAUUAAUAAUGAUAAUAAAGAAGACGUAACACUUAUUUAUUAUGAUGAAAAUAUUAGUUCAGAUGAUGAUACAACAAAAAUGAGCGAUAUUUUGAAACGUAUCAAUAAUUAUGUACUAGUUUGUUCUGACAGAAAAACAUGUCUAAAGUAUAUCGAGGAAACACUUAACGAAAAAAUAUUUUUGAUAUUAUCUGGUGAAAGCGCAACGAAUGAUGAUCUAUUAGAUGAAAUACAUGAUAAAAAACAAAUUGAUUCAAUUUAUAUAUUUUGUAUAAAACGUCAAUCAUACGAAGCAUUGUUAACCAAUAGCAAAUAUUCUAAAAUUAUUGACAUCUACACAGACUAUAAUCGACUUUUAAAAAAUAUUAAAGAAAACAUGCAAUUUGUAGUUAAACAAUCGACUGCGUUUACUUUAGUCCAUCAAGAUGAAAAAGCCAUGCGAAACUUGAAUAAAGAAGGUUAUGAAUUUGGAUUUUUCUUUUUAAUGAAACUUAUUUUGCUAAAAAUGAAAUCCACUCCCGCAGCAAGAGCCGAUAUGAUUGACGUAUGCCGCAAUUAUUACCGUGGUAAUAAACAAGAGUUAGAAACCAUCAAACAAUUUGAAUCAACAUAUUCCUCCGAUGAUGCUAUUAAAUGGUAUACAAAACAGACAUUCGUUUAUCGUUUGGUUAACAAAGCACUAAGAACAGAAGAUUUUGAAUCUUUAUAUACAUUUCGUUUUUUUAUAUCUGAUCUUUGUUCGAAUUUGGCUACGAAAUUUGAAGGUCUGAAACUACGUCAAAAAAAACCUCCUGUUCUGACAUCUUACCGUGGUCUAAAAUUGUCACUGCAAGAAAUUUAUAAUCUCAAAAUAAAUAUCGGUCAAAAAGUGUCAACAAACGGAUUUUUAUCAACUACUCGAUCACGUGAUGUUGCAUAUUCCUUUGCUCAGAAAAGCACAAAACGCGUUGACGUUCAAGCAGUUAUGUUUGAAAUUGAGGCAGAUACAAAACUUUUAACAACACCAAUAGCGGACAUUGCCGAAUACAGUGAUUAUCCGGAGGAAGAAGAACUAUUGUUUGAUUUGUGUGCUCAAUUUUCAAUAAAUAGUGUCGAUUACAUUGAGAAUGAACAAUAUUGGUCAGUUAAAUUAACAGCAUUAGAAGAAUUAUUAACAUCUGAUAUACGUAAAUCAUUGGAAAAACAGAUGCUGAAUAUUAAUUUAGAUAUUGAAUUAGGCAAAAUAUUGAAUCAAAAAGGUGAAUAUGAUAAAUGUGAAAAAUAUUUUGAAAACUUACUUCGUUUAAAUCAAUACAGACCAGAAGAAUUAGGACAAAUUUAUUCAUACCUUGGCGAUGCUUCACUUAGACAAACGAAAUAUGAAAUUGCGUUAAAAUAUUUCAGUUAUGCAUAUAAUCAACAUAUAAAUAAGACGAAACCACCUAAUAUAUUAUUGGCGGCAUAUAUAACAGAUUGCAUUGGUACCGUUUAUUUUCUACAGCGAGAUUUUGAAAAAGCAUUAGAACAUUAUACAAAAGCAUAUAAAGUGAGAAAACAAAUCAUACCUGAAAAUAAUUGUGCUAUGGCUGAGUCACUGAACAAUUUCGGUGUCAUUUAUGAAGAAAAAAAUGAUAAUAAACAUGCACUUGAUCACUAUCUUAAAUCUUUAAAACUUUAUGAAAAUUGCCAUGCAUGUGUAUCUCAUGAUGAUGACAUGGCACGUGGUUAUACAAAUAUUGGAUGUAUUUAUUUCAAAGAAGAAAAAUAUGAUAAAUCAAUAGAAUAUCAUUGGAAUGCCGUUCGAAUUCGCGAACAACAGUUCCUCUUACCUCAGUUUCAGGAUAUAUUUCGAUCGUUGAAAUGCCUGUGGGAAAUAUAUAAUAAAAAGAAUGAUGACGAUGGUAAAACGUUGUGUAAUGAAAAACUAUAUAAUGCAUGCGAAAAAGUGAUUAAUGCUAAAACAAUUCUUCAUGAAAACACAAAGCUAGCUGUACGAAAAGCACUUGCAGAAGAAGAUUAUUCGAAAGAAAACUACAAUAAUACAUUGGAUCAUUUAUAUAAAAUUUUGAAAAUAUACGAAAAAAUUGAACCAGAUAAUCACGAAAAAAUAGCUGAACUCUGUGAAAGUAUUGGCCUUGCUCACUGUCAAAACUGUGAGUAUGAUUGGUCAAUUGAAUAUUUCAAAAAAUCUCUGGGUUUACAUGAGAAACAUUUACCAGAACAUUAUAAAGAUGUAGCCGAUUGCCAAUAUAAUAUUGGUUUUGCCCACAUGGGCAAAGGUGAAUUUAAUCUUGCACUUGAUUUUGUUAAGAAAUCAUUGAAAACUCGAGAGCAAAAUCUACCAUCAUUAAUAAAUAUUGAUUUGGCGAAUUGUUAUUUCAACAUUGGUGUUAUUAAACAUCAAUACAGAAAAUAUGAUGAUGCAAUCGGAUAUGGUUUAAAAGGACUGACCAUUUAUGAAAAAGUUUUAUCCCAAAAUAAUUUAGAAAUUGCCGAAAGAUACCGCACAUUGCAUUCUUGGUAUAUUCAAAAAGGUGAUUUUGAACAGGCGUAUCAGUGUUUGUUGAAAGUGUUAAACAUUUAUGAAAUGAAUCUACCGGAUCAAAGGGAAAACUAUGCACAAUGUCUUUGGGAUAUCGGCUCAUUUCUAUUUGAUUAUAUAGGAGAGUUUGAUAAAGCCCUUGAUUAUACAACAAAAUCAUUGAAUAUUAGACAAGCUCUUUUAUCAACUGAUGGUGAUAAUAUUGACAUUGCUAAAUGUUAUAUUGUAAUGGGCGUUAUUCAUUAUAACAAGUUGCAUUAUCAGUUGUCAUUAGAAUAUUUGAUGAAAGCGUUAACUAUUUAUCAGAAACAUGUAACUGAUAGUAAUAAAGAGGUAACUGCAAUAAUUUAUUAUUGCCUGAGUGAAUGUUAUUGUAAAUUGGAAAACUAUGUUUUGGCAUUAGAAAAUGGUAUAAAAGCAUUGCAAAUACAAGAAAAUGUCUUAUCCGCCGUUCAUGAAAAUAUAGCCCAAUCGCAUAGUAAUAUUGCUACCAUUUAUGCGAAGAAAAAAGAUUAUAAUAAGGCGAUUGCAUAUUGUACGAAGGCGGUAACAAUACUUAAUCAAUUAAUUCCAUCUGAAAGUCAUGAAAUUGCAUAUACUCUGGAAAAUAUUGGAAAUGCCUAUUCAGAUAUGAAUCAAGAUAAUCUUGCUCUUGAAUUUUAUUCCAAAUCUGUGGAAAUGUAUAGAAAGACUCAAACAAUUAAACAUCCUUGUGUGUUACGUGUCGAAAAUAUGAUUCAUAGUAUAAAGAAAAAACAACGUCGUCGCUAG
This is a messenger RNA of Didymodactylos carnosus, 3888 nucleotides long. NCBI's taxonomy places the organism in Eukaryota, Metazoa, Rotifera, Eurotatoria, Philodinida, Philodinidae. The record is from the annotation of a GenBank genome assembly.